Messenger RNA from Caenorhabditis sp. 36 PRJEB53466, 387 nucleotides. The record is from the annotation of a GenBank genome assembly. NCBI's taxonomy places the organism in Eukaryota, Metazoa, Nematoda, Chromadorea, Rhabditida, Rhabditidae.
AUGCCGAAGAACACCAGAAAGAUCCAGGGAAAGAAGAGCCAGCAGAAGUUGAAGCUGAGCAACAAGCAAUUCGACGAUCUGCUCAAGGAGGUAAGUAAAUUUUAAUCAAUUCCAUACAAUUCGAAAAAUUGUUCAUCUUAGAUUGGCGGCGGUCUUCCGGAAGGACUGGCUCUCGAUCCGUCGCUUCUCGCGGCUCUCCGUCAGGCCACGGACGAACAGUUCAACAAGGUGGCCGUCGAGAAGUACGGAGUGAUUCCAGAGGGAACCGACAACGAGGACGGCGACGAGGAGAAAGAAAUGGAAGAGGAAGAUUCUUCCGAGCAAAAGGAGACGAAAGAGGAGCCGAAGGAGCAGGAGCAGCAGCCGAGCAGCUCGAAAAACUCCUAA